Messenger RNA from Cricetulus griseus (Chinese hamster), 1411 nucleotides. NCBI's taxonomy places the organism in Eukaryota, Metazoa, Chordata, Mammalia, Rodentia, Cricetidae. The record is from RefSeq and is a predicted model, not a curated record.
UGAGGCCGCGUCUUCCGGGACUUGUGCUUUGCAGUUUCCUUCCCGACCCAGGGUGAAACUCCUGAGCCUGAGACCAGAAGUGCAUGUCAAGAUGGAAGUGAAUCCCCCGAAACAGGAGCACCUGCUGGCGCUAAAAGGUCCUGUUUCUUCUGAUUUGGCAAGAGAGACAGUCUUGUAAAUAAUAAAUUACAUUCUAGCUCUGAAGAAUUCAGCUAAGACAUUUUCUUUUCACUAAGAGUUCAUGGAUCACUGCAGAAUGACUACUGAAGUAAUACUACAUUAUCGGCCAUAUGAAAAAGAUCCCACACAACUGGCAAAAAUUGCAGAAAAGGCAAUUCAAGACUUUCCUACUCACCAGCUAUCAAGAUUUAUUCCUUGGUUUCCACAAGAUGGGUCCAAACUUCCACUCAAGCCUAAAAGACUACCACCAGUAGUUUCUGGAGAGGCUGCUGAGAAUGUGAAACAGUAUAUAACCGUUUCAGAACCUAGUGUUAAAUCUCAGAGCUAUGAUUGCACAGUAGAUCUUUUGGAGUUUCAACCUAGUUUGAAAACGCAGCACUUAAUCCAGUCACACAUGCUGAAUGAACAGAAUAAUCCUGGAAAUGUGGAUAGAAAUUCAGAUAAAGGGAAACUGCACAGAAAGAGAUCCUGGAGCAUUUCACUUGCCAGCAAACACUGUCCAAAAAAGAAUUUUCCUUUGUCUGAACAAUUGCAAGCUAUUUUAAGGACACUGCAUUUACAUUCCCUUCAUAGAGCAAGAUGGACAUUAGAAUACAGUGCUUGCAACAACCAGACUCUAGAAGACAUUUGGACAAAACUCAAUCACCUCAUCAGGCAUAAUGAACUUCCUUCCAGUAAUGCCACUAUCCAGAGACAGUUAGGCCAGAUAUGGGUGUUCUGUGAUAUUAUGUACUGUGAAUAUGUAGGAAAUCUUCUUAAAGAGAGAUUAUCUCUUAUUGGGAAAAUUCAUUUAUUUGUACGUAAAUAUGGUGUUAUUUUUAGCAUGUAAUGAAUUCUGAUUAUCAGAAAAAAAUAUUCUGAAUGAAAUGAAUAUGGACUGAAAUUAUAAAAUGAAUAAGUUUUGUCAUUACAUUUUUAAUGACUUAAGAUUUUAUGCUGUGAAGAAAUAAUUGUCUACUAUGUAUACAGUUUGUAUCCAGUAUAUAAAUGUCACAGAAUUCCAAAGCUUUUCAGUCAAGUAAGGAACAUUUUAGAUUCUGUUUAUUAGUGUUCUUUGAAGUAAACUGUGAUGAAUUAUUGUUUGCUAAAAUUGAGUGUGUUCUAGUCUUUGUCACUAUUGACUGAGUUUAAAUGAAUGGGUUGAAUUUUAAUGAAUCCUUAAAAAUCUAUUUUUUAGCUCACCUAACUAUAAUACUGGAUGUGUAUAAAAUUAAAAGACUUAACACCAGUA